This is a messenger RNA of Brachypodium distachyon (stiff brome), 2228 nucleotides long. RefSeq names its product hexuronate transporter. Lineage: Eukaryota; Viridiplantae; Streptophyta; Magnoliopsida; Poales; Poaceae. The coding region runs from base 15 to 1790 and encodes 591 amino acids. The transcript is spliced from 3 exons. Gene Ontology annotation, molecular function: transmembrane transporter activity. The record is from RefSeq and is a predicted model, not a curated record. Gene Ontology annotation, biological process: transmembrane transport. Gene Ontology annotation, cellular component: membrane.
UCAGAAUUGCAGAUAUGUUGUCCUGUCCGAUUCCGCCUGAUCGAUCGAGGGAUCAGAUACAACCACCACCCAAGAGCCAUGACUUGAAUAGCCGCACGCCCAUACAUAUGGCACGGAUUAUAUCUCCAGCUCAGCUGCUCGCUCGCCCUGCCGCUCUGGUCAAUGUCCCGAUCUACAAACUGCAGGUUCACAGCUACACGCCUGCUUCUCCCCCCUGCUCCAUUUUUAAGCAAGCACGCGGGCACAAACAAGAGCGAGACCCAGACGGUUCUAAUCUCGGAAGUGUUCUGAGCGAGCAAGCAAGCAAGGCCAGAGAGACGAUGAGGGGGCCGGAAGAACUAGCCGCGUCGGCGCGGCGGCGGACGCUGGUGCUGGUGAACCUGGCGUCGGUGCUGGAGAAGGCGGACGAGGUGCUGCUCCCGGCGGUGUACCGGGAGGUGGGCGCCGCGCUGGGCGCGUCCCCGACGGCGCUCGGAUCUCUGACGCUCUGCCGCGCGCUCGUCCAGGCCCUCUCCUUCCCGCUCGCCGCCUACGCCUCCGCGCGCCACGACCGCGCCCGCGUCGUCGCCGUCGGCGCCUUCCUCUGGGCCGCCGCCACCUUCCUCGUCGCCAUUUCCGGCACCUUCCUCCAGAUGGCGAUUUCGCGGGGGCUGAACGGCAUCGGCCUGGCGCUGGUCAUCCCGGCGAUCAGCUCGCUCGUCGCCGACUACACGGACGACCACACCCGGGGCGCCGCGUUCGGGUGGCUGCAGAUGACCAUCAACCUCGGCUCCAUCGUGGGCGGCUCCUUCGGCGUGCUCCUGGCGCCCUUUACCUUCCUCGGCGUCCCGGGCUGGCGUCUCGCGUUCCACAUCGUGGGCAUCAUCAGCGUCGCGCUGGGCGUCCUCAUGUGGUUCUUCGCCGCCGACCCUCGCGCCAAGUCCAAGACCUCGGCGUCGGCGAAGGAGGAGGCCGAGGAGCUGCUCCGGGACGCCAGGGCCGUCAUCGCCGUGCCCACGUUCCAGGUCAUCGUGGCGCAGGGGAUCGCCGGCCUGAUAUCCUGGUCGGCGCUCAACUUCUCCACCAUGUGGCUGGAGCUCGUUGGGUUCACGCACUGGGAGACCAGCGUCAUCACGGGGCUGUACCUGUUCGCCACUGCUCUCGGCGCGCUCUUCGGGGGCUUCAUCGGCGACAAGGUCUCCACGCGGUUCCCCAACGGCGGAAGGAUCGCACUGGCACAGAUAAGCUCGGCGUCGGCUGUCCCGCUCGGCGCGAUCCUGCUGCUUGGGCUGCCUAACGACCCGUCGACCGGCGUCGCGCACGCUGCCGUGUUCUUCACGAUGGGAUUCUUCAUUUCCUGGAACGCCGCGUCCACAAACAACCCAAUUUUCGCGGAGAUUGUGCCGGAGAGGGCAAGGACAACGGUUUACGCGCUGGACAAAUGCUUUGAAUCAGUAUUUGCUUCAUUCGCGCCUCUUGUUGUCGGUAUUUUAGCAGAGCGCGUAUUCGGCUAUAAGCCCGUCUCUUCGGAAACAAGCGUCGAAACUGACAGAGAGAAUGCAGCUGCAUUGGCGAAGGCAGUGUACACGGAGCUCGCGGUGCCCAUGGCCAUCUGUUCCUUGACAUACGCCUUCUUGUACUGGACUUACCCUCGAGACAGAGACAAAGCGAAAAGGAGCCUUCUGUUGGCAUCGGAUGACCGGUACUAUCAGGAAGCUAGUUACAGCCAGUCAAGUGCAGUGCGUGCCCGGGAAGAUGAAGAAUCUGCUGCUAGUUCAUUAAAUCAAGGCCUGAUAUCCACAAGAGAGUAGCUACCGAAGAGAGACUGACAAGAGCAACAAAAUCCAGUCUACAGAUUUUUACGACUGCACAUCGGUUUCAGGUUUCCCGACAAUUGAACAGCUCUGCAUGCCCGAUCGGAACGUUUAUUUCAUCUAUACCAUGGAAUCAAUUCAGCUAUAGGAUGUAUACUUGAAUUUUCCUACUGCAGCGGGUGGAGAUAUGGAAUUCUGUGGACUCUAGACACAACCGUGAAAAUGGUUACAGAAACAGGCUCUGGGACGCAUAUGAAUAUUUUUUUUUGUUUUUCCGGCCACCUGUGGCUUGUAAACUGAUUACUUCUGUGAGAGACUGUUUUUUUAAAUCUUAAAAAGGCUGUGUACACCGAUACAGAGGUCGCAGAUUUCUUUUUUUCAGAAAAAAGACAAAAAUAUGUGUGCUGUAAUUAUUUUCAAUGCUGCCGUAACUAA